CAAGAAGCAAUGGUUCUGCACACGUUAGCACGCUCGAGAAGCGUAUGGGCUCCUUCUGUGGUAUCGCGCCUCAGCGUAUGGUCCCUCCUUCGUUCAAUACCACAUACACUUACUUACCACGCUUUGCGCAGNGCGAGACAAUUCCAUGCCUCAUUAUCGAGGUCGCUCCACGAGGUGCCUAACCUAAUCUACAAGGAAGAGUUUGAAUCAAAUGGAAUCGCCGGUCUUAUGACCAAGGAGUCAUACGACAUUGCAUACAACCAGAACAUGGCCUUCCUCGUCGAUCGACUGAACAAGGCCACANNAAAGGUUGCUAUACCGAAACCCACGCGACAUGAUAGCUCCGACCACGAGAACUCGACCACCAAGCAACUUGUCCUUUCCUUUGCCCGCAACCCUAGCAUGGCCGCCGUCUUCUCCGCCGCCAGCAUGGCCCACAACACGCAUUUCUUCUUCGAUUCGCUGUCGCCCUCCCUCGAUACCAACCACCUCGACAACUACCCUCUCCUCAAAGAAGCCCUGAUCAAGUCAUUCGGCAGCAUCGACACCCUCUGGAGGACAAUGCUGACCACCGCAAACGCAAUGACUGGUCCUGGUUUCGUCUGGCUGGUUCAGGCAAAGCAGCGCUCCACCUCGGCCGCUGGCAACACGUCCUCUCUGCCCGAAUACAGAAUCCUGACCACCUACAACGCCGGCACUCCAUACCCCGAAGCCAUCUACCGCCAACAAGGCGUUGACCAGAGCACGGCAACUGGAUAUAAUGGCUCAGCUGGCUCCUUCGGUUCCACCUCUGCCCGUGGAAGAGACACACCCAAGCUUCCNCCGGGUACUGAGCUCAUCACUCCUGCGCUCUGUGUCAGCACUUGGGAGCACUGCUACCUGCCCCAGUACGGCGUCGACGGAAAGGCAAAGUACCUGAUCGAGUGGUGGAAGUCCAUCAAUUGGGGAGCUGUCGACAACAGAGUCGAGAAGAGACAGAAACUCGGCGACAACACCGGUUUCGACAAGGGCCCCAGUGUAUAA
Aureobasidium vineae is the source of this 1023-nucleotide messenger RNA. The record is from the annotation of a GenBank genome assembly. NCBI's taxonomy places the organism in Eukaryota, Fungi, Ascomycota, Dothideomycetes, Dothideales, Saccotheciaceae.